Molecule: messenger RNA, 9600 nt
Organism: Mycosarcoma maydis (corn smut)
Lineage: Eukaryota; Fungi; Basidiomycota; Ustilaginomycetes; Ustilaginales
Product: cytoplasmic dynein heavy chain 1
Exons: 1
Coding region: 1-9600 (3199 amino acids)
Biological process (GO): microtubule-based movement
Cellular component (GO): dynein complex
Molecular function (GO): ATP binding; dynein intermediate chain binding; ATP hydrolysis activity
Source: RefSeq, a predicted model, not a curated record
AUGGACGACGCGAUACCGAGCGGCAUCAAUGGCCGCUCGGUCCUCGGCCCUCGUCAGGACAGCGAUCAAGACAUGCUCAACAAAGGCAACACCGACAUCUCGCCCUCUUCCUCAUCCACCCGCCUCCAUGGCCUCUACGACACCUCGCGUCUCAAGUCCUACUUUCGUUCACUGCUUCCUCUUCUGCUCGACUCGGAUGCUGACCUCUUAUCCAGCCUCCUUCUCGACACGCCGGAAUGGAAAGAGCUAGCCUCGGCAUUCGCUGGUGAUCCCGCUAUCACCACCGCUUACGUUAACAAGAUCCGUCGUCAAGACGUCUCCUCCGACGCGCCCGAACAUGAACUUUUCGAGUAUCACAUGUCUGCACAGGCUUCCUACUCUUCGCUGCACGUGUCUAGCAUUGCCCUUGUCAAACGUGUCCCUGUGCUCGAUCCCACUGUGCCCUUGCCACAUCAACUUCACGUGCUUACCCUCUUCGGUCCAGCAGCCGCCUCUUCCGCUUCCGCUUCCGCUUCCACCGCCCCGGCAACGCCAGCCUCAACUGAAGCAGAUACUCCUAGUCUGCAUCCAACCAACAACGCUGUCGCCAAUCUCGACCAUGCCGACACUUCAUCGGCCGCUUCAGCUGUCCGUGAAAGUCCCUACGAAGCGCUGCACAGCGUCGUCCACAACGUCAUGUCGCCCUGGUUUGACGCCUUUGUAGCCAGCAAAGCGCCCAAGGACAAGCCGCUCCUCUCGGGCGCAAAAUCAAAGGACAGCGACGCAAAAAUGGGCAUUCCCAUGGCAAAACGCAAAUUUGCCGAGCUCGAGCUCAGUCUGUUCCAUCUGCAGCAGAACGUCGAGAUCCCCGACAUCAUCCUCACCAUUCACCCUGUCGUGCGUGCCGCCGUCGAUCGAUGCCAUGCUGCCGCCACCCGCGUUAGGGUCGAGGCCGUCGAGCCCGCCUCUCUUCUCCAAGACUCGUCCUUCCUCAACAAGCUCCAGUCCGACGUCAACUCGUGGGUCAAAGAGGUCCAGACCAUCACCAAGCUUGACCGUAGCGUCGCUUCCGGCACCGCUUCUCAAGAGAUCAAUUUUUGGCUCUCCAUGGAAAAGGCCCAAGAAUCCAUCGAGCAGCAGCUUCGCUCCGAUCCCAUCGUGCUCACUCUCGACAUUCUCAAGCACGCAAAGCGCUUCCACGCCACCGUCUCGUUCCUCGCCGACACUGGCCUCAAGGACUGUGCCGAAAAAACGCACAACUACAACCUUUUGAUGAAAGACUUUCCUAUCAACGAGCUCCUCUCCGCUACCGAUCUCGACAAGUGCGCAGACGCUCUCGGCGCCAUCUUCAAUCACCUCAACAAGAAGCUCCGCAUCAGCCCCUACCCAGUCAAACGUGCGCUCCCCCUCGUGGAAGCCAUCAGCAGAGAUCUCAACGAUACGCUUCUCAAGGUGCUUGCAUCUCAACGCAUCAUGUGGCAAGACUUUUCGCGCUUCUGGGACACCGUAUCUGCUGCCGCCGAGGUCUUUCAUGUUUGGGACGAGCUCAUGAAGGAUUUUGUCAACAUCGCCAGAGAGGUCACCCGCAAGCGCUCCGAAAAGUUCCUCCCCAUCAAGAUUAACCCAGCCCACGCAAAGCUCCGCGAGCGUCUCAACUACAUUGGCGCCUUCCGCAAGACGCAUGAGCAGUUGCGCGCCAUGGUCAGCUCCGGAAAAGGUCUCGCCAUGUCUGGUGCUAACAACGCUGCAGCCGCUUCUUCCAACGACAGACACGUCGCUACCCAGAAUCUCGCAGGCAUCGAGAUGAGCGAAGAGAUCCGCGCCGCCUACGACCAGGUCAAGGUCAUCGAUGUGCUCGAUGUCUCCAACGAGGGCACCGAGAUCUGGACCACUGCUGAAGCCGCCUACAACGAGCGCGUUGCGCGUGUCGAAAACAGCCUCAUCGCGCGCUUGCGACACUUGCUCGGCCAGGCCAAGUCUGCUCGCGAGAUGCUGCGCGUCCUCUCCCAAUUUAACAGCCUCUUUGUGCGUCCCAAGGUACGCGGCGCCGUCCAAGAAUACCAGCAACAGCUGCUCAACAGCGUAAAGUCCGACAUCAAGGCGUUGCACGACAAGUUCAAGGCUCAAUACCGUCCCUCGGAAGCCAACCACAUGAGCCAACUCCGCGACGUUCCCGAAAUUGCCGGCGCCAUCAUCUGGGCCCGCCAGAUCGAGCGUCAGCUCAACGUCUACAUGAAGCGCGUCGAGGAUGUGCUCGGUAAGGGCUGGGAACUUUACGCAGAGGGUCAGAAGCUGCAGACCGAAAGCGAAACCUUCCGUCGCAAGCUCGACACAAGGCCUCUCUUCGACAGCUGGCUGCACGACAUCAAUCGCAGAGACAUGAGCAUCGCCGGCCGCGUCUUUGACGUCACCAAGAACCGCGCUGCCGGCAACGCGUUCCAGCUCAGCGUCAACUUUGACGGUCACACAAUCUCACUCUUCAAAGAGGUACGCAUCUUGAUUUGGCUCAACUUCCAAAUCCCGCAUGCAAUCACCAACCUCGCCAAAGACGCCAAACGUGUCUACCCGCACGCCGUAUCGCUCAUGGAGACGGUCCGCACCUACAACCAGACCUGCAGCCUGGUCCGUGCCAACCCCGAGAUCACUUGCCUCAUCGCUCAGGUCUACACCGAUGCGCACCAACUCAUCUCGCAAGGCAUGACGUUGCGUUGGGAGCACUUUGCCAAUAUCUACGAGAGUUCUCGUGCAGCAUCCUACCUGCCUGGUUCCAGUGGCGAGCCUGGCCGCGAGAAUCGCCAGAUUGCGUUUGUGCGUCAAUUUGCCAGCGUUGUCAGCCUCUUCCAGGACAAGACGGCCGAGCUUAUCGAGAUUCAGCGCGACAUGCACUCCACCAUCGACGAGCUUGCAAAGUGCCAGUAUCGCACCGACGCUUUUGCGCAACGACUCCAAAAGAUCCAGGACACCAUCGACAAGCUCAACCUCGAAGGCUAUCCCAACCUCGAAGAGUGGGUGGGCAAUCUCGACCGUCUUAUUGAAGACGUGCUGCUGCGCAGGCUCAAGUCGGUCAGCAUGGCAUGGUGCCGCGCUUUUGUUCGACCCGGUUCGAGCCCGAGUGGUCCCAAUGCUGGCUCGGUACGUGGCGAUCGAGGACUCCAGAGCAUCGCCAACGGCGCCACCGGCCCUGUAGAUGGCCAAGCAGGUGCAGCACCCGAUCAGAUCGUCUUGGAGCCCAUCACCCAUGAAGUGCGAAUCCAAAAUCAAGUCAUCUUCCUCGACCCGCCCCUUGAGAACGCGCGAGCUUCGUGGUUCCGACAGCUGCACGAGGUUCUUUCCGUGGUCUGCUGCCUCAACCGAGUUCAGAGCUCGCGCUACGAGAUUGGUCUCCAGAUGCGUGGCAAGCAGCAAACCACGCAGCAAGACUACGCUUCGCUACUCACCCGCUUCCAGGACGACUCACUCACACGACCUUUUGUCCUGAUCGAGGCCAAACUGGCCGAGGUCGGAAGCUACGUGUCCAAAUGGCUUCAGUUCCAGUCGCUCUGGGAUCUCGAGUCCGAGCAUGUCUUUGCACGCCUCGGCGAUUCGCUCGCCAACUGGCAACAGCUCCUCGCCGAAAUUCGUCGCACGCGUGCUACCUUCGACAAUUCGGACACGCAGCGCUCGUUCGGCAUCUGCGUCAUCGACUAUGAUCAGGUGCAGAGCAAGGUCAAUGCCAAAUACGAUACCUGGCAGCGCGACAUUCUCAAUCGCUUUGGCACCAAGCUCGGGGCUGCCAUGCGAGAGGUGCAUGCUACCGUAGCCAAGGCGCGUGUCGAGCUCGAGCAGCACAGCAUCGAGGGCAGCUCAACCGCACAGGCCGUCACUUUUAUCACCUUUGUUCAGGACCUCAAACGCAAGACCAAGGUGUGGCAGCCCCAGAUCGAGCUCUUUGGCACAGGCCAAAAGACGCUCGAGCGCCAGCGCUACAUGUUCCCACAGGAUUGGCUGUACGUCGACCAGGUUGAUGGCGAGUGGAGUGCGUUCCAGGAGAUUCUUGGCCGAAAGAAUGCCAGCAUCCAGGAACAGCUUGCCGGUCUGCAGAUGAAGAUCAUUGCCGAAGACAAGAUUGUCAGCGACAAGAUGUCCACCGUCAUCAGCGAGUGGGAGCAGCAGAAACCCAUCCAAGGCACGCUCAAAGCCGACGGCGCUAUGAACACCAUCAAUGUCUUUGAAACACGAGUCUCCAAGCUCGCCGAAGACCGUGCGCUGGUGGUGCGCGCAAAGGAGGCUCUCGACCUGGAGCAUACGCAGGACGACCGCCUCGAACCCGUCUUUGAAGAGUUGCGCGACCUCAAGACGGUGUGGACCGCACUCUCCGGAACGUGGAGCCAGCUUGCCGAGAUCCGAGACACAAAUUGGAACAACGUUCAGCCGCGAAAGCUUCGACAGCAGCUCGAUGCAUUGCUCGCACAGACGCGGGACAUGCCCAGCCGAAUGCGCCAGUACGCCGCUUUCGAGUACGUCCAGGAGCACGUGCGUGCUCUGCUUAAAAGCAAUCCUGUCAUCUCUGAUCUCAAGUCCGAGGCGAUGCGUGAGCGUCAUUGGCGCUCGCUCUUUAAACAACUCAAGGUGCAGGAACACUACUCGGCCAGUAGCAUGAUGCUUGGCACCGUCUGGGAUCUUGAUUUGAAAAGGCAUGAUGCCAUCGUCAAGGCGGUUGUCGCUCAGGCCCAGGGAGAGCUGGCGCUCGAAGAGUACCUCAAGCAAGUGCGUGAAGCGUGGACCAACUACACGCUCGAUCUUGUCAACUACCAAAAUAAGUGUAGGCUCAUCCGCGGCUGGGACAAUCUCUUCCAGCUUGCCGGUGACAACCUCAACGCGCUGCGAGCUAUGUCCAUGAGCCCGCACUACAAGGUGUUCGAAGAGGAAGCCUCGCUCUGGGAAGACCGGCUGUCCAAAAUCUCGGUCCUUUUUGAUACCUGGAUCGACGUCCAGCGACAGUGGGUUUAUCUCGAGGGCAUCUUCACCAGCAGUGCCGAGAUCCGCCACAUCCUGCCCGUCGAGAGUUCGCGUUUCCAGAACAUCAACACCGAGUUCCUCACCGUGAUGAAAAAGGUGUACAAGUCGCCCUUUGUGCUCGAUGUGCUCAACAUUCCUGGCGUGCAAAAGAGUCUCGAGCGUCUGGCUGACCUGCUCAGCAAGAUUCAAAAGGCGCUUGGAGAGUAUCUGGAACGCGAACGUGCCAACUUUCCGCGCUUCUACUUUGUCGGUGACGAGGAUCUCCUCGAAAUCAUCGGCAACUCCAAGGACACGGCGCGCAUCCUCAAGCACCUCAAGAAAAUGUUUGCCGGCAUUGCUACGAUCGAAUUUGACGAGGAGGCAGGCAAGUUGAUGGCCAUGGUCAGUAGGGAAGGCGAGACCGUGCCCUUCCGCACGCCUAUCUCGCUUAAGGACCAUGCCAAGAUCAACGACUGGCUUGCGAAAGUGGAGAGCGAGAUGCGCAUCUCGCUUGCCGAGCUUCUGUCGGAGGCUGCCGCUGAACUCGAGUCGUUCUAUACUAGCAUCGAGUUGCUGACGCUCGAUUCCUUCCUUGCGUGGAUCGCAAAGUAUCCCGCGCAACUGGUGGUUCUGGCUGUGCAAGCUCGGUGGACCGCCAUGGUGGACGAGGCCUUUGAGAGCGGCGCCGGUCUGCAGCAUCCGCUCGACGUCGUGCUGCGUGGACUCGACCUGCUCGCCGACACGGUGCUGACCGAUGUCGAGGCACUGCAGCGCCGCAAAUGCGAGCACCUCAUCACUGAGCUAGUCCAUCAGAGGGAUGUGAUUCGUCUGUUGGUCUCGCAGCGUGUCGAGAGCGCUCGCGAUUUCAACUGGCUCUCGCAGAUGCGCUUCUACCUCAAUCGUCAGAUCGAAAAGCCGCUCGACAGGCUCACGGUUCAGAUGGCCAACGCAACAUUCCCUUACGGCUAUGAGUACCUCGGCGUGCCUGACCGCCUCGUUCAGACGCCUCUGACCGACCGUUGCUACCUCACGCUCACACAGGCGCUCCACUACAAGCUUGGCGGUGCCCCGUUCGGUCCCGCAGGUACGGGUAAGACCGAGUCGGUCAAAGCGCUCGGCGUCCAGUUGGGAAUGUUUGUAAUUGUCUUUUGCUGUGACGAGACAUUUGAUUUCCAAGCUAUGGGUCGUAUCUUUGUCGGUCUCUGCCGAGUCGGCGCAUGGGGAUGCUUCGACGAGUUCAAUCGACUCGAGGAGCGCAUCCUGUCGGCUGUCUCACAGCAGAUCCAAAGCAUCCAGCAAGGUCUGGCCGACUCGACAAGCGGCAGCAAUACUAGCGGCAAGGAGAUCGAGUUACUGGGCAAGCGCGUCUCUCUCAACGAACGUGUCGGUAUCUUUAUCACCACCAAUCCAACAUACGCUGGUCGAUCCAACUUGCCCGACAAUUUGAAGAAGCUCUUCCGUAAUAUGGCCAUGACGCAUCCUGAUCGCGAGCUUAUCGCCCAGGUGAUGCUCUUCUCGCAAGGUUUCCGCACCGCUGAGACGCUGGCGUCCAAGGUCGUGCCGUUCUUCAACCUCUGUCUCGAGCAGCUCAGCCCCCAGCCACAUUACGAUUUCGGAUUGCGAGCGCUCAAGGCGGUGCUCGUCAGCGCUGGCCAGCUCAAGCGAGAGCAUAUGCUGAAUGGUGGCGACCAAGCCGAAAGUGCGCAUGCCGCCGUAUCGAUCGACGUGUCGGAGCAGGAGAUCUUGAUCCAGAGCGUCUCCGAAACGAUCGUGCCUAAGCUGAUUGCCGAAGAUGUACCGCUGCUCAAGAGCCUGCUGUCAGAUGUGUUUCCCGGCGUCGAGUACAAGCCGGUCAACCUCGAUGUGCUCCGCAACCACAUUGCUGCUGUGUGCGCCGAGCGACAUCUGGUCGAGGGCGGUCUGUGGACCGAAAAAGUGCUGCAGUUGUAUCAGAUCCAAAAGAUCUCGCACGGUCUCAUGCUUGUCGGACCGUCAGGUACUGGUAAAACGCAGGCCUGGCAGGUGCUGUUGGCGGCACUGGAGCGAAUGGAGGGACAAGAGAGCGUUUCAUACGUCAUCGACCCUAAAGCUGUGUCGAAGGAGAGUCUCUACGGUACGCUCGACCCUACCACUCGAGAGUGGAACGAUGGUCUGUUCACUCAGGUGCUGCGCAAGAUCAUCGACAACGUCCGUGGCGAGAGUGCGAAGCGUCACUGGAUCGUAUUUGAUGGUGAUGUGGAUCCUGAGUGGGUCGAGAACCUCAACUCGGUGCUCGACGACAACAAGCUGCUAACACUGCCCAACGGUGAACGUCUCAAUCUGCCGCCCAACGUGCGUGUCAUGUUUGAGGUCGAAUCGCUGCGCUAUGCCACGCUGGCUACCGUGUCGCGUUGUGGUAUGAUCUGGUUUAGCGAUGAUAUUGUGCGCCCAUCGAUGGUGUACACGAGGUACUUGACGGGUCUGCGCUCGACGCCGAUCGAGCUGGACGAUGACGGGCUGGCCAGCGCUGUAGCGUCACACAGGGCUGUCGCUGCGGGUAACGCCGCUUCUGCCACGGGAACGAACGAGGUCAGUCCAGAUCUGCAAGUGCAAAGAGCCGUAGCCGACGCGCUGGCGCCCUUCUUCGAGGACGACGGUCUUGUCAACGGAGCUCUCGAAUUUGCCAGGACGGUGCCGCACAUUAUGGACUUUACCGAGGCUCGCGCGUUGUCGACGCUAUUUUCGUUGAUCAACAAGACGGUGCGCAACAUCCUGGAUUACAACACACAGCAUCCCGACUUCCCGCUCGGUCCUGAACCGAUUGAAGCGUAUGCGACGCGCCGAUUGCUGCUGGCGCUUGUCUGGGCGUUUACGGGCGAUGCUAAGCUCGAUGUGCGUGCACAGAUGGGCGAGUAUCUUCGCAACCACACUGGUGUCGAUCUGCCGGCUCUCGGACCGGGAUCUUCGCUGAUUGACUACGACGUGAGCUUUGCAGGUCAGUCGGUGGAAUGGUCUUCGUGGCUGUCCAAGGUGCCUACAAUCGAGAUUGACACAGCGGCGGUGUCAACAGCCGACGUUGUGGUGCCGACCAUUGACACGGUGCGACACGAAGACGUGCUGUACUCGUGGCUGUCGGAGCACAAGCCGCUCAUGCUUUGCGGGCCUCCAGGCUCUGGUAAGACGAUGACACUGUUCUCGGCGCUACGCAAGCUGCCGGACAUGGAAGUGGUGGGACUCAAUUUUUCGUCUGCCACCACACCCGAGUUGAUCCUCAAGACAUUCGAGCAGUACUGCGAGUACCGCAAGACGCCGAACGGGAUUGUGCUGUCUCCGACGCAGAUUGGUCGCUGGCUGGUAUUGUUCUGCGACGAAAUCAACCUGCCGGCUACGGACAAGUACGGGACUCAGCGGGUCAUCUCGUUCCUGCGCCAGCUGGUGGAGAGCGGCGGGUUCUGGAGGAUCAGCGACAAGGCGUGGGUCAAGCUGGAGCGCAUCCAGUUUGUGGGUGCUUGCAAUCCUCCCACGGAUCCAGGGCGAGUGCCGCUCUCGCAUCGAUUCCUGCGCCAUGCGCCGCUGAUCAUGGUGGACUAUCCCGGUGAGAUCUCGCUGAAUCAGAUCUACGGUACGUUUAACCGCGCGCUGUUGAAGGUGACGCCGAAUCUGCGCGGCUAUGCGGAGGCGUUGACGGCGGCCAUGGUGGAUUUCUACUUGGCUUCGCAGCGGAGGUUUACGCCGGACAUGCAGGCGCACUACAUCUACUCUCCGCGAGAACUGACGCGCUGGAUGAGGGGUAUAUACGAGGCGAUCAAGCCGUUGGAGAGCCUGAAUGUGGAAGGACUGGUGCGCGUGUGGGCACACGAAGGGCUUCGGCUGUUCCAGGAUCGAUUGGUGGGGACCGAAGAAAAGGCGUGGACGGAUGCACAGAUUGACGCGGUGGCAGCAUCGCGCUUCCCGACACUGGACAUUGGGUCGGCACUGGCGCGACCGAUAUUGUUCAGCAAUUGGUUGAGCAAGGAGUACCGGAGCGUGGAUCGCGAGUCUGUGCGCGAGUAUGCCAAGGCGCGCUUGAAGGGGUAUUCGGACGAGGAGUUGGAUGCGAAGCUGGUGCUGCACGAUUCCGUGUUGGAUCUGGCGCUGUCGUGCGAUCGGGUGUUGCGCCAGCCUGCGGGGCAUUUGUUGUUGAUAGGAGCGUCCGGGUCGGGGCGUACGACGGUGACGCGCUUCUGCGCAUGGCUGCGCGGUCUAUCGCUCUUCUCGAUCAGCACAUCCAACAAGUACACUGAAGACAAUUUCGACGACGAUCUGCGCGCUCUUCUGCGUCGUGUUGGCUGUAAGGCCGAAAAGGUCUGUUGGACAAUCGACGAAUCGCAAAUGUCGAACCCGGCGCGUCUUGAAAAACUCAACACGCUCCUCGCCAACGCCGAAGUCGCCGGCCUCUUCGAAGCCGACGAACUCACCUCGCUCAUCACCCAGCUCAAAGACGCCGCAUCCCGCACCGGCCUCCUCCUAGACACCCACGACGAACUCUUCUCCUUCUUCCGCAACCAGAUCACCGCCAACCUCCACGUCACCCUCACCAUGAACCCCCCCCACUCCGCCACCGCCGCAAAGGCCGCUGCUUCCCCCGCCCUCUUCAAUAGGACCAGCAUCAUGUUCUGCUGGUAA